Messenger RNA from Alternaria rosae, 503 nucleotides. RefSeq lists its product as uncharacterized. The record is from RefSeq and is a predicted model, not a curated record. The transcript has a single exon. Bases 134 to 481 code for a protein of 115 amino acids. Lineage: Eukaryota; Fungi; Ascomycota; Dothideomycetes; Pleosporales; Pleosporaceae.
AUAAUUGUCCUUACUAGGCAAUCAACAACAUCAUAAGUACCUCCCCUCCUGAGUUCUUUUCUUCGCUCGCUCACCACAACACCACCAGCCAGCUUCUUCAAGAGAUACAAGCACUUCGAAAGCUAGAAACACUAUGUCUUACCCACCAAACAGCCCCGAGAUCGUUCGACGCCAUCCCCAACAUGGCAUCAGAGCUGCGGGUGGGAUCGCCACUUCAUCACCUCACUCACACUCAUCUUCUUCGAUGGACGUUCACACGAUCAUCUGCGCAGAGGAUGACUGCAACAACAAGCUUGAUGUCUUACCACACGGACACUAUGCUGGGUUGGUCGGCAAGGAUAGUGUGAUAUAUAUCAAGGCUAGGUGCAAGGAGUGUGAGCCGCCAGUGACUGUAGCGAGCUGGUGGGAAGGAUAUAAGGAGAGCGAGGAAGGCAGUGAUGGUUGGAAGGAGGAACCAAGCGAUUGGGCUGAUGAGUUCUGAGGGCUUGGCAAAGAAUGAUGGG